This is a messenger RNA of Trichosurus vulpecula (common brushtail), 1602 nucleotides long. Its product is annotated as beta-1,3-galactosyltransferase 2-like. The record is from RefSeq and is a predicted model, not a curated record. Bases 198 to 1232 code for a protein of 344 amino acids. The transcript has 3 exons. Gene Ontology annotation, cellular component: membrane. Gene Ontology annotation, molecular function: N-acetyl-beta-D-glucosaminide beta-(1,3)-galactosyltransferase activity. Lineage: Eukaryota; Metazoa; Chordata; Mammalia; Diprotodontia; Phalangeridae.
AGUCAUAUUCUGCUAUUGAGGCAUUACAGGCAUCCUGUCAAAGAAAAGGUACUGCAGACUCUCAGAGGUGGACCAGACCUAAGAAAUCUUCCAAAUCAGACUGGGAAGGACUUGCCUGAGACCAUAUAGUGGAAGAGCUGGGACCAGAGGCCAGGACCCCUGUUUCCCGUUCCAAAAACUUUUGCACCUCAAGGCUGAUGAGGAGGCAGCUGAAAUUGACGGUUUUACUGGGUUCGACUUUCAUGGGACUGUUGGUGCUGCUGGUAGAUCAAGAGCAGGAUUCCUGCAUACCUUCAAUGGAUCCGUGGCCCUUAUCCCAGAAAGCCCCCACCGAAGACCCUCCGGGCCUCACUUCGAGGAAGUUUGAGUGGCAGGCUCGGACACCACAUCCCUUGGACCUGAAGUACCCUUAUCCCUACCCCUUCCUGAUCAACCAUCCUGACAAGUGUGAGAGUCCUGGAGGUGCCCCCUUCCUGCUUAUGCUGGUGAUGACUCGGCCCCAGGAUGUAGGGAUACGCCAGGCCAUCAGGCAAACAUGGGGCAAUGAGACCUUGGUUCCUGGUGUGGUCAUCCGCCGCCUCUUUGUUCUUGGCCUGCCCCAACCCCUCUUUGCCCAGGAACUUCGGGCCCUCCUGGAGGACGAAGACAGGGAGCAUGGGGACCUCCUCCAGGUGGGCUUCCUGGAUACAUACCACAAUUUGACUCUCAAGGUCCUCACCGGGCUGGAAUGGAUGGCCCAAUACUGUCCCACUGCCCACUAUGUGCUCAAGGUGGAUACUGAUGUCUUCCUAAAUCCCAGCUACCUAGUACAGCAAGUGUUGCGGCCCAACGGACCCCUACGGCCCAAUUUUAUCACAGGCUACAUCUACAGAAAUCCAGUCCCCAUGCGAAGACCAGGUCACAAGUGGCACAUGCCCCCAGAGCUGUAUUCCCAGAACAAAUAUCCAGACUAUUGUGCAGGCCCUGGCUAUGUGAUGUCUGGCUCCCUGGCCCUCAGGAUCCUGAGGGUGGCUCAGGGAUUCAAGGCCCUCUACCUGGAGGAUGUGUUUGUGGGGUUCUGCCUGAAACAGCUUGGGUUAAAGCCCACACCUGCUCCCCCCAACACCUUCCUGGUAGUCAAGAGGAAGUACGACCAUUGUGCCUUCCACAAACUUGUCCUGGUUCACCACUUCCAGCCCCAAGAGUUACUACAGAUAUGGCCAGACUUCCUGACAGCUAAUAUCACCUGCUAAGUGGUAUAGUGGUUAGAACACUGGACCUGGAAUCAGAAAGAGCUGUGUUCAAAUGUGGCCUCACACUAGGAAGGCACUUAACUUCUGUUUGCCUUGGUUUUCUCAACUGCAAAUGAAGAUAAUAAUAGAACCUGCCUCCCCGGGUGGUUGGGAGGAAUAAAUGAGAAAGUAUUUGUAAACUGCUUAGCACAGUGCCUGGCAUAUAAUAAUAGAGGGAGGAUUUAGCAAAGGGACCCACAUGCCCCCUCCCCCUACCUUGUCCCACAUAGCUAGAAAGAAAGAGGUCACUAGUUCCAAUCCAUAGGGUUUGAUUUUCCAAGCUGACUCUGCUUCUCAAGGCAGGCCGAUAGCCCAGUGAUCUCUGGAGUUG